ACCUAAUGAAUAUAUAUAGCGAUCGAAGAAGAACGAGUAGACUAAGAAGCAGAGGAGGAAGAAGAUGAAUCAGCCUCCGGAGAACGAGGUUUGUUCGAUAUGCCAUGGCAAUUUCAGUGCUCCUUGCCAAGCCAAUUGCUCCCACUGGUUCUGCGGAAACUGCAUUAUGCUUGUUUGGAGGCAUGGAUCUACAUUACGCCCAUGCAAAUGUCCCUUGUGCCGUCGUCCUAUUACUUUGCUUGUUCCUUCUGAGGAUACAUCGAGAGGUAGAGAUGACCCUACAGUUUCAGAGGUUCUUAGCGAUGUUCAAACUUACAACCGAGUCUUUGGUGGACAAUCAACUGGUCUGUCUCAGAGGAUUCAAGACCUUCCCUUCUUACUCCGAAGGCUAUUAAGAGAAAUCAUGGAUCCACAAAGAACGCUUCCACUCGUCAUCAAAGCUCGUGUUUAUAUUGCGUUGAUACUCAGUGUGAUUUACAUAAUCAGCCCAAUAGAUAUCAUUCCUGAAGCACUCUUUGGGAUUAUUGGCUUGCUGGAUGAUGUAAUCAUAGCCCUGAUUUUUCUUCUCCAUGUUGCUGCUCUCUAUCGAUCCGUUCUCUAUUCCCGUCAUGGUGGUUCUGCUUCAUGAAUCUCUCUCAAGUUCUCACAUCAAGUGACAUGGCUUAACUUGUUUGGCCUUUUUUUUUUUUUUUUUGGUCAAAAGUUUGGCCCUUUUUUGUUAUGUUCAUGGUUUUUCUGUUACAAAACUUAGAUUAAAAAAAGCAUUUCUUUUAUUUUA
This is a messenger RNA of Brassica oleracea var. oleracea, 778 nucleotides long. Its product is annotated as E3 ubiquitin-protein ligase RNF170. The record is from RefSeq and is a predicted model, not a curated record. Lineage: Eukaryota; Viridiplantae; Streptophyta; Magnoliopsida; Brassicales; Brassicaceae. The coding region runs from base 65 to 628 and encodes 187 amino acids. Gene Ontology annotation, molecular function: metal ion binding; ubiquitin protein ligase activity. The transcript is spliced from 5 exons.